AUGUUUAAUAAUUCUACUCGCAACUUUACUCAUCCAGAUACGUCUGAACCUUACCACGGCAAGAUACCAUGGACUGUGGUAUUUUCUCUUGAAUUUGUUCUUGCCUUGAUGGGAAACCUCCUUAUAGUGUGGAUAGUCUUUAGGGACGACCGCUUAAAAACAACUACUAAUUACUUAAUAACCAACAUGGCGGUCAGUGAUCUUAUUGGAGCUCUUUUUGUAUUUCCAUACGUAAUAGUGCUGUGUAUCUCACAAGAACAGGUCAUCAUCUUAUCUUCAUCACUAUAUUUUAGGAGCUGUGUUGCCAUUGCUAUUGACCGCUAUUUCGCCGUGGCUCAUCCAUUUAUGAAACCUCUCAAGGGCAAGAUGAAACAUGCCAUUGUAGCUAUUUGGAUUGUUGCAGCCGUAAUCUGUUCACCAUAUUUGUUCUUUUUAACAACACUACAAUAUGGCAACUCACUGUAUUGUAGUGUAUCUUACAAGAACUGGUCAUCGUAUUUGAUUUAUCAAUAUAUCUUAGGUGGUUUGGGCAGUGUUUUGCCAGUGUUGUUUAUCACAAUCACCUACAUUUUCACCAUCUACAAACUUUAUAAGCAUAAAGUCACCGGAUUGUCAAGAUCAGAACGAAGAAGAAGAGAACAACAAAACAACAAAGUGCUAAAACAUGCUGUGACAAUAGUGGUUUUGCUUUAUCUUUGUCGCGGUCUUCGGUUGACUGUUUACAUCUUGCAUCUUAAAGGAAAGCUGAGGCACCUCUCGUUCUCAUCGUUUCUCAAUUUGCAUUAUUUCUCACUUCUCAUUUACUGUAUCAGUCUUGUGUAUAACUUCUUCAUCUAUCUCAUCUUCAAUGAUAUUUACCGUGAGAAUGUCAAAGCUUUGAUACCUAAGUGUAGUUGUCGAUCUGACUUUAACCGAAGGCAGCAAAUACCAGAUGAGGGUGGAAGGGAAAUUAUAGAGAUGSAGCCACUCAAUUGA
Molecule: messenger RNA, 975 nt
Organism: Exaiptasia diaphana
Lineage: Eukaryota; Metazoa; Cnidaria; Anthozoa; Actiniaria; Aiptasiidae
Product: substance-K receptor-like
Exons: 3
Coding region: 1-975 (324 amino acids)
Biological process (GO): G protein-coupled receptor signaling pathway
Cellular component (GO): membrane
Molecular function (GO): peptide binding; G protein-coupled receptor activity
Source: RefSeq, a predicted model, not a curated record